Molecule: messenger RNA, 768 nt
Organism: Saprolegnia diclina VS20
Lineage: Eukaryota; Oomycota; Saprolegniomycetes; Saprolegniales; Saprolegniaceae
Exons: 2
Coding region: 25-720 (231 amino acids)
Source: RefSeq, a predicted model, not a curated record
UGUCCAUCAAGCUCUGUCGCGAUCAUGUCGGCCAUCAUCAAGGGCAAGAAGGAGUACCUCGCCGACCAGAAGGCCUUCAUGGCCCACUUCCAGGCGCGUCCGCUCGCGCUGCAGCUGGUCAAGUCGACCCUGCUCCAGGGCCUCUUCAUCGUCAACGGCUACGUCGAGUCGCUCGACCUCGAGAACGACGACGAGAGCGACGACGACGAGCCCAAGGCCGACAAGCCGGCCUUUGUCGCGCCGUCGCCGCGUGAGUUUGUGAUUCGCUGCCAGCUGCACUGCGUCAAGACGCUCAGCAACACGACGGUGCUGCGCUCGCUCGAGUUUAUCUCGAUCCGCAUCUUCGACGUGCGCGUCGCUGGUAAGCUCGUCAAGGACGUCACCAAGUCGGCUCUGCGCAAGUACGCGCGCCACCAAAGCGCGACGACGGCUGCGCUCCAGAUCGUCAAGACCGGCGUCCGCGCGUCGGUGCUUGGCAGCGUCGCGAUCUUCCUCGUCGAGGAGAUCAUUGCGAUCUACCACGCGAUCCAGCGCAAGCUCCAGGCGACGGCUGUCGAAACCGAGCGCCAGUUGCUCCAGGUGACGGUGCUGGGCCUGCGCCGCUGCGGCCUCGCCAUCGUCGGGUCCGCGGCCGGCGGCGCCAUCGGCACGCUCGUCUCGCCUGGCAAGGGCACGCUUGUCGGCGCUCUCGUCGGCGAGACGCUCGCGUAUUCGCUCUAAAGCGUCGUAUAAGCCCCGGACAGCAAUCCAUCCUAGACUUUGUUGGCC